This is a messenger RNA of Peniophora sp. CBMAI 1063, 1824 nucleotides long. Lineage: Eukaryota; Fungi; Basidiomycota; Agaricomycetes; Russulales; Peniophoraceae. The record is from the annotation of a GenBank genome assembly.
AUGUCGCUCUCAUUCAAGGGCCAUACCGUCGUAGUCACCGGCGCUGGUGAAGGCCUCGGCAAGGCAUAUUGUCUUGUAUUUGGUUCGCGCGGCGCGAAUGUCGUGGUGAACGACUUCAACGCUAAUGCUGCACAAGGCGGCGGAAGCGCCGUCGCACAGAUCGGGUCUGUAACGGAUGGCGCGGCAGUCAUCAAGGCCGUUGUCGACGCCUUCGGCACCGUCACCAUCCUCGUCUACAAUGCCGGAAUCUUGCGGGAUAAGGGCUUCAAGAACAUGACCGACAAGGAGUGGGACCAGAUCCAGGAGGUGCACCUCAAGGGCGCAUUCGCUUGCACUAAGGCUGCAUGGCCCAUCUUCCGCAAGCAGAUGUUUGAUCGUAUCGUCAACACUGCGAGCGCAGCAGGUAUCUUCGGUGCGCUUGUCCUUCCCUUCCUAGCGUGUCUCAGAGUGUGCUCAUACAAUUACAACAUCUUCUCCACUGCCAUCGCACCCAUUGCCGCCUCAGCAAUGACCGCAACAAUCAUGCCGUCAGAAAUGCUUGAGCACUUCAAGCCCGAAUACGUCGCACCACUCGUAGCACUCGUCACACACCCGGAGGGCGUCGACGCGAACAACCGCGCCUUCGUUCUCGGUGCUGGAUACGUCUCUAAGAUUCUCUGGGAACAGGUCACGCACUUCACCAACCCCGACCACCCGCAGAGUAUGCAGGAUGGCAACAUCAUCGAGAAACUCGAGAAGACCAAGAACAUGAAGCCGAACGAGCAGGCUACGCCCGAGACUCGCUUCGACGGCAAGACCGCACUCGUUACUGGUGCAGGAGCCGGUCCGGGACGCGUCUAUGUGCUCAUGCACGCUUGUCUUGGCGCGAACGUCGUUGUUAACGAUGUAAGCGAGAAGGACGCUGCCGCUGCGGCUGUCGACGAGGUCAAGCAGGCUGGUGGCAAGGCUGUUGCAGCCGUUUGCUCUGCAGAAGAUGGCGAAGCUAUCGUGAAAGCGGCUCUCGACGCCUUCGGCGGCGUUCACAUCCUCAUUGCAAACGUCGAUAUCCUUCGCGACAAGUCCUACACUGCCAUGAUCGAAGCCGAAUGGGACGCCGCCAUCGCUUGUGCGAAGGUCGUAUGGCCCAUCUUCCAGAAGCAGAAGUACGGCCGUAUCGUGACGACUCCUUCCGGCGAUGGAAUCUACUACAACUCCGGGCAAACGAACUACACGACCGCGAAAGCAGCUAUCAUCGGCCUGACACGCACGCUCGCGAUCGAGGGCGCGAAGUACAACAUCCUCGCUAACGCCAUUGCGCCGUCCGCUGGUACAGCUAUGACUAUGACGGUCUGGCCGAAGGAGAUGGUCAAUGCAUUCAAGCCCGACGUUGUCGCACCUGUCGUUGGGUAUCUUACGAGUGAGGAGAACGAGACGACUCGUGGGCUGUUCAAGGUCUCGGGCGGUCGGGCUGCGCAGGUUCGCUGGCAGCUUGCUGGCGGGCAUGGUUUCUCUAUUAAGAAGGCGCUCACGCCCGAGGCGAUCAAGGAGAAGUGGGCGAAGAUCACCAACUUCGAUAAGGAGCUCCAAUGGACGUUCGAAAACCACGAAGACCUCUCAGCAUUGCCCACGUUCGGCGUCAUCCCACAGUUCCCCGCCAGCAGCUCACUGCCUCUCGACUUCCUGCCCAACUUCAACCCCGUGAAGCUCUUGCACAGCGAACAGUACCUCUCCAUCAAGGGCCCGAUUCCGACGACUGCCGAGCUCGUCAAUAUGGCGCGCUUGUUGGAGGUGCUCGAUCAGGGCAAGGCCGCGGCCGGCACUGCCAUCGUCACGACCAAGGGCUAG